AUGUCUUACACCAAGCCAGACAUGGUGGAUUGGGAUCAAGUCAAGGGAAGAGACCGGGAGCAGAACGUGAACACUCAAGAGUGCAGUAAAAUUAGGUCAACCUACUUGGACAUGGAUUACCGCAAGAACAAGGAUGCAGAUCAAUGGAUGCGUGGCGGCAAGCCAGUCCAAUUCAAGCUGAUUGAAUCCAGUCUGUUGCAAACCAGGAGUAAUGUUUCUCCUGAAGGCUAUAAUCUCUGCUCCCAAGUCUUAGCUUUCCAUAUCCCGUAUGAGAGGAAAUUGUUCAUGAUCUGUCCUUAG
Molecule: messenger RNA, 300 nt
Organism: Puccinia triticina
Lineage: Eukaryota; Fungi; Basidiomycota; Pucciniomycetes; Pucciniales; Pucciniaceae
Exons: 4
Coding region: 1-300 (99 amino acids)
Source: RefSeq, a predicted model, not a curated record